AUGAGCUCCUCUGUCACUGGAACGGUCAGGAAACAGGAAAGGAAAAGUGUCGGUCAGAAGGUUCACACGAGCGGGCGGGAUUAUGACUGCGUGUACGACCCAGUUUACACCGUGUCCUCAGAGGUGGAGCACACCAGAGCCCGUCUGCAGGCCUACGCCAAGAACCUGCGGGUGAGGAGGCUUCCUGAGUUUGGGUCCAUGUUCACUGACCGCCCACGCUACACUCUUAAAGUUUACCCCGUGGAGCCACUAGCGGUCUUGGUGAGCAACCCCUGGCGACGACACGCAGAACAGCGCAGAGAGACGCAGCUGGCAGGACUCAUUCCAAUUGACCGCAAGUUGCGAACACAGCCGUGUCGAGUGACCGGUGGUGAUUACUGGAAAUACCUUACACGCCCUCUGGUUCCCUCUGGACAGACGCUUCACCCAGGUGUAUCUGUUACUGUGCCUGAAGAUUUUUCAAGCAAUGGUGGAAAUGGGGACGAGCAACAACCCAGCCACCGCACCGUGGGGGUCCAGACCGACUACAGGGAAAGCGAAACACAGACUGACCCGCACAGUCCUGAAUAUGUGGCACGACCUGGAUCGACUCCUUCUGAGCUCUUGCAACUGGCAGUUUUGACUUGGGGCCGUGGUUUGCCAGCUGGCCUUGCUGAGGUAGAAAUGAUAGAGCGGGCGCGGGCUAAACGGGCCUGGGAGGCCACCCUUCCUCCACCCGAUGACCUGAACCAGCUGGACAAGAGGAGGCGUAUGAUGGAGGAAAUGGAAGCCAAGGAGUGGGCUUUCAGAGAGGGAGAAAUCCAGAAGUUGCAGGAAGCUCGUCUUGCAGUGGUGAAGGACCUGCUGAGGCAAAGAAACGAGGCUCAGAAGGAUUUUGCAAAAGACAGACUGCAACAGAUAGAUUCUGAGCACCAAAAACAAAGGGAGAUCAAACUGGGCAAAAUCCAGCAUGACUACAUGAGGGCGCUGAGAAAACUGGAAGCCAAGAGGAAAAAUGUGGAGGGGAAGCUUGAGCGACCCGACAUUGUCACUGAUUUGCUGAAGCAACAAAUUCCAAGGGACGUGGUCGCCAUCAGGAAAGCCACUGAGCUGGAAAGCGAAUACUUAGAUACUUAUGGAGGUUUGCUCACGCUGGAGGCAGGACUCAAGCCAUGGAUGGACAGACAGCCCAAAGUUAUCGAUCAUGCCGUCACGUCCCCCGCGAGCAAAGCUUUCGACCUACUGAAGAAAUAUAAGGUCCAGAGGGAAGAGGUGAACAAGCCCAAGACAGAAAAACCCUUUGAGCUUAUUGAGCCUGCUCCUUCUCCUGGCACUCCCGUUGUGGAAAAGCCAUCAGAGUGGGAGGAGGAGACUGAGCUUGCAGCAAUCUUCAAACAGCAAUUAGUGAGAGGAAGGAGCCUUCAGGUUGAGUGUUUUAGAGGCAAAGAAAACCAAAUGGGUCUCAUCGAGGAAAUAAGAAUAUUCCACGCCUUCCAGAGUGAUGAGCAGAAGCUAAAGGAGGCCGAGAAAGAGCUUGUAAUGAGCCUGAAAAAACAGAGGGACCUGGAAAGGCAGGAGAUUGCUGAAGAGGAAGCAUCUCAAGCCAGCGUGGUGGGUGCAGCGCUUGAACAGCUGUUCGACAUCUCCUCCAAGGAGCUGAUGCAUCUGCAGGAGGAGCGCAGGAUCCACGCUUUCACGUUACUGGCUGAGAGAGAGCGCCGUCGACGCGAGGCUGAAGAGAGUGGAAGGAGACAGGUGGAGGACGGCAGACGCAGAGAACAAGAUGAGAUCUUCGGACAAGUGGUCCAGGUGAAUGAGGAGAAUGUAGAUAUGUAUUUGGAGGACAUCAUCUUGGAGAAAUCACAUCAGGUGGCUGACCAGCAGGAUCGAGAGGAGAUCCGCAGGAGAGCAAAGGAGCUGAAUGAUAUUGCUGAUACCCUGGAGGAAAGCCGCGACAGACUUCAGAAGGACGAGGUUGUGUCUGAGCUGAUCUACAGCUUUCUUAUCCCAGAGAUGGAGAGGAUCACUGUCAGACAGAAAGUCCACCAAAAGCAGGCUCGACACCUGCACGUUGCUCAGAGCCUCGUUCAGGAGAUUGCAACAUCUAGUGGGACCAGUCGUCCGGGAAGCUCGCAGCUGACCAGCCCCGGCGCAGAAACAUCCCCUCAAGACCCUGGAGAGGAGAUCUGCCAAGCGGAGCAGCACCAAUCUGAAACUGAAUAAAGAAAAGGUCUGAUAUACUUGAAAUGUACAGCUUAAUAAGUUGUAUAACAGUUGUUCACCCGUGUUUUCACAGCAUCGGUUUCAUGGUUCUCAUCCUAGAUUUUUAGGUGAAUUACAGCGUCUGAUUGUAUCGAGAACAAGAAGUAUAUUUGCACUAUUGAUUUAUUGAUUUACUAUUGAUUUUAUUUGAUUUUACCUCUGAGCGUGUCGUUCUAUUUCUGAAAAUAUUCAAUGGAAGAGUUAAGAUUUCUGUUACUGGAUUUUACUGUGUGAUCUAUUGAUGAGGAAGAAAAUAUCCUUGAUUGUAUAAAAAAUAUUGUUCCGUCCUCUUAAACCUUCUUUCAGUUCUUUAAAAGUUGAAAACGUCUCCCAACUGUAAGUUGUGCACACAAAUAAAAGGUCACAUCCUACAGUAUCAACCCUGCUUAUGGUAUUUAAAGGUUGCAUUGUCUUUUUAUCGAAGUUAAAAUUAUUAUAUCAGGAUGUUAAUGAUUAACCCAAACAGAAAAUUCAUUCCAAAUUAUUUAACAACGUAAUUUUUUAUGUUGUAUAGAACUUUUACAGUGAUUUACACUUUUUUUUUUUUUAUGAUAGU
This is a messenger RNA of Cololabis saira (Pacific saury), 2797 nucleotides long. RefSeq names its product cilia and flagella associated protein 91 (gene cfap91). The transcript is spliced from 17 exons. NCBI's taxonomy places the organism in Eukaryota, Metazoa, Chordata, Actinopteri, Beloniformes, Belonidae. Bases 1 to 2202 code for a protein of 733 amino acids. The record is from RefSeq and is a predicted model, not a curated record.